Messenger RNA from Chrysochloris asiatica (Cape golden mole), 666 nucleotides. Its product is annotated as keratin-associated protein 10-3-like. Bases 1 to 666 code for a protein of 221 amino acids. NCBI's taxonomy places the organism in Eukaryota, Metazoa, Chordata, Mammalia, Afrosoricida, Chrysochloridae. The transcript is spliced from 2 exons. Gene Ontology annotation, cellular component: keratin filament. The record is from RefSeq and is a predicted model, not a curated record.
AUGACUGACACCUGCUACUCCGGGACCUGUGCUCCAGCUGCAUCCACCACAUCUGUCUGCUCCAGUGAAAGGAGCUACAGCAGCCAUGUCUUCCUGCCCACUGACUACCCUCGCUCCUCCUGCGAGGUGGACGACUGCCCUGAGAGCUACUGCGAGCCGCCCUGCUGUGCUCCUACCUGCUGUGCCCCAGGCCCCUGCCUGAGCCUCAUUUGCACCCCCAUGAGCUGUGGGUCUAGCCCCUGCCAAUUGGUCUGCACCAGUUCCUGUGGGCCCUCCUGCUGCCAGCAGUCUAGCUGCCAGUCUGCAUGCUGUAUGUCUUCUCCCUGCCAGCAGGCCUCCUGUGUACCCGUCUGCUGCAAGCCCGUCUGCUGUAUGCCUAUCUGUUAUGGGACUGCCCCCUGUUCUCCUAUCUGUGUGCCCAUGUGUUGUGGGGCCUCCCCCUGCUCAUCCUCCUUGUACUGCCAACCUUCUCCCUGUGCCCCCUCCUGCUGCAAACCCUCCUCCUCCAUGUCCCUCAUCUGCCGCCCUGUGUGCAAACCUGUCUGCUGUGCCACUGCCUCCUCCUGCCGUGUCCCUGCCUCCUCUAGUAUGUCUCUAGUCUGCCGUCCUGUGCGCCCCCGCCCAGCCUGCUGUGGCCUCCAACCCUCCAAGAAGACUCCAUGUUAA